CCGGGCGGCCAUCCCGGCAGGCGGCGGGGUCGGUGCCUCACUCGGCCUCUCUUGAGGCCCGGCCCGGCGCUCUGGUGCGGGAGCCGAGGGAAGGCGGCGAUGUCCGGGCGGCCUUCUGCCCCCUCGGCGCGGCCCCUCAGCCCGGCGGCGGCAGGAACGAAAGCCGCCAUUCCCGCGGUCAGACCGCGGCCUUGUCACAGACAAAUUAGGAACCGGGUAAUAAAGGAGUGAAGAACACGGUUCUUCACAUAUGACCCGUGAAUCCUUGCCCAUCCCGUCCGCCCGGAGUGGUUUUGGGAGCUGAAGGAGGUGGGUGUCUGUGCUGGAGUCCGGCAGACCACAGGCUAAGUCUUGAAAACAUGAUUCCUGCAACUGUUCACACUGUCCUGAGUGCUCUGUAUUUAUGCUGCCACAGAAAGAACUGGUUACACUCGGAGGAGAAACACUAAGGACUGAAAUGCGCUUCCAGCUAAAGUAUCCUCAUCAUGAAUAGGUACACUACUAUCAGACAGCUUGGUGAUGGGACCUACGGCUCUGUCCUCCUAGGGAGAAGCAUUGAAUCUGGAGAGCUAAUAGCCAUUAAAAAAAUGAAGAGAAAGUUUUAUUCCUGGGAAGAAUGCAUGAACCUUCGAGAGGUUAAGUCUUUGAAGAAAUUAAACCAUGCCAAUGUAGUAAAGCUGAAAGAAGUUAUCAGGGAAAAUGAUCAUCUGUAUUUUGUGUUUGAAUACAUGAAGGAAAAUCUUUAUCAGUUAAUGAAAGAAAGAAGCAAGCUGUUUCCUGAGUCUACAGUUAGGAAUAUUAUGUAUCAGAUCCUGCAAGGGCUUGCAUUUAUCCAUAAGCAUGGGUUCUUUCACAGAGACUUAAAACCCGAAAACCUCCUUUGCAUGGGACCAGAACUUGUGAAAAUAGCAGACUUUGGCUUAGCCCGAGAAAUCAGAUCUAGACCUCCUUACACCGACUAUGUAUCCACAAGAUGGUACAGGGCUCCUGAAGUCCUUCUGAGAUCCACCAGCUAUAGUUCUCCAAUAGAUAUUUGGGCUGUUGGUUGUAUAAUGGCAGAAGUUUACACACUGAGGCCUCUCUUCCCAGGCGCCAGUGAAAUUGAUACUAUAUUCAAAAUUUGCCAAGUCUUGGGGACACCAAAGAAGAACGACUGGCCUGAAGGCUACCAACUUUCAGCGUCCAUGAAUUUUCGCUGGCCUCAGUGUGUACCUAACAACCUAAAAACCCUCAUACCUAAUGCUAGCAGCGAAGCGGUGCAGCUCAUGAGAGACAUGCUCCAGUGGGACCCCAAAAAGCGGCCAACAGCUAGUCAGGCACUUCGAUAUCCAUACUUCCAGGUUGGGCAUGCCCUGGGCGUUCAGGAACUGGGGAAACAAAAGGAACUGCUUAAUAAAUCAUCUCUGCAUAUUAAGCCUGUCCCUCCAGCACAACCCCCUCCGAAACCUCACGCCCGCAUUUCGUCAAGGCCUUUUCAACAAAACCAGUCUUCUCAGCACUCGGUGUACCCAUAUAAGACAGACAACUCUGGAGCUGAGCACAGUAACUACCUACAGGAGGACAAGUCUAACCAGGUUCUUCUGCCUGCAAUUCACAAUAAGGUUCCUCAGCAGAAAACAUCUUCUGGGACUGAGAAUAUAAAUGGUGAGCUUAAGCCAAAAACUAGGCGAAGAUGGGGACAUCUUGCUAGAACAGUGAAGAGUUCAGAAGACUGGGAUGACUUGGAAGACCUUGAUUUCAGCUCUUCCAUCACAAAGAUGGACUUGAAAAACAACAAGAGGCAGAGCGAUGAAACUCUCUGUAGAUUUGAAAGCAUUUUGGACCUGAAGCCUUCGGAUGCUGUAGGCUCUGGCAGCAGUGCACCUUCCCAUGCGACCUUUCCACAGCAGGACACUCCCACGUUGCGAGUUUCUGCAGCAAAGCAACACUACUUGAGACAUUCUAGGUAUCUACCUGGAAUAAGCACAAGGAAUAGCAUAGUCUCCACUUCAAACAAAGAGUCUGUUCCAUCUAAUCCCUGGCCCAGUUCCGGUUUGCCGGGGAAAACUUCUGUUUUGGGAGGAAGUAUUAACAGGAUGAAUUCAGGGCCCGUAGGAUCAAGCGGUGUAACUAGUGCUUAUAUCCCUUCAUUUCUGAAGAAGGAAGUCGGCUCUGCUGGGCAGAGGGUUCAGUUAGCACCAGUUGUGGAUCCGUCUUCUAAUUAUGCUUCUCUGAAGUCAGUAAGACCCCAUCUUGGACGGCCAUUGUUCAAUUCGCCUCCGAAAAGCACACCAAGGUUAAUGCCUCUCCCGCCACCAGCUCAGCCGAUCCACGGCCGUGUUGACUGGUCUGCGAAGUACGGUGCUCACCGGUGAGGUGUGGAAAUACUCGGAACCAGUGCGUGUUCCCCAUGAAAUGGUGGCUAACAUGAGACAAUUUGAUACUGUUUUGUGUACCUGUAAAUUUAAAAGAAACAGAUCUUCUAUGAGUGAGACAUUUUGAAGGGUUUAGGGGUUUUUUACUUUUAUUAAUUUGAAUGCAAUCUUGUACCUUUUUGUAUAAAAUUGUUUUGUUAUAUAAUUGGGUCCAGUUAUUUUCAUAAAUCUGAUAAAUUUUGUAUAUAUGGCUUAGGGGGUUUGGCAUUUUUAUACAACAAAUUUUUAUAACAAACUUUUUUAAAGAUUAACUUUUCCUUUAUUAGAUUCAACUUUUUUAUAGAAGUGGAUAAGAAAAGCAAAGUGGUGCAAUAUUGCAGUGGAAGAGAAGUACUGAGGAAGGGGCAUUCAUUAGACAUUUUUCUGAAGCUUAUGUGCUAAAUGAGGCUGUAUAAUUUCAGUGAUGCCACGUCUUGAUGCCACCACGCUUCUGUUGUCCUGUACUCAUUUGCUUUGUACUGUCAUCAAAGGACCGAGUGACUAACAGUCUAAACUCCCCUUUGCAGUCCCUGAGACACUGCGGAACGUCAGUGGGAGGCUAUUUUUUUAAUUUAUUUUUGCCUUUACAAGGUUUUUGUUGGACUGCUGUCCAGUUUUCCAGCUCCAUUCUUUUGCUUUUACCAAAUUUGGGGAAUGUUCUUGUUUGGUGAAGGGUGAAUGCAGAUCUGUUUCCUGACACAGCGCUCUCUUGUCCUGCUUCAGAGUUGCUUUUUGGCAUUGUUCUCUAUGAAAUAGAAUGUGGACCUACCUCUGUUAAAUUCAUUUGAAUUUUCUAAUGAUUUCUAAGGAGAAAAAUCAGAUUCUGCUGCUUCCUUUUGUGUUAUAUUUGGGAAUAUAAGAUCUGAAGACACGUUUAAGACAGUAUUAACAAUUAUAAAGCUGGUUUCAGAGUAACAAAGUAUUAGUGAUAUGCCAGCAGCAGAGUUUAAGGAAAGAGUAUCUAUGCAGCUGCCUUAAUUUUUGCAACUGUUUUAAAUCUCUUCUGGAAAAAAAUAAUCCAGAGGAAAUGAGUCAGUUUAAGCUUACUUCGGUUUUUCUUCACUUCAAUACAUCUUCGCCUACAUUGCGAAGAAUAUGUCAGCUUCUGUAAAUUAAGCCCCCAGGCUCUGCUGGGAAACUUGGGACCUUACCUGGUCCUGCUAAAAAAACAUUCUAAAAUUGUGGUUGAUUUCACAGAAAGUGAUGCAGCUCUUUGAAGAGCAGUUUAACUGGGUUUAUAAGAGAAAAUGAAUUAUCGGGUUAUCAAGAAAAGAAAAUAGCCCCUUAGUCUGGCUUAAUUCUGCACUGGAAAGGAGCGCCGGGGUCCAGCCAUCAGCAAAAGACUGAGAUCACGGUCGGCAUUUGGGUGUUCCUGCACCUCGUUCCACAGAAGGAAGCUAGAACAGUGCAGUGCUGUGGGAGAGUGUCUUUUACAGCUGUGUUUUGGAACAGCACCACCAAAGCUGAAGUGCACAGAAAUGCUCACCUUUUGGGAACCCUCACCAGAGCUCAUUUUAUGAACAGCUCAGGCAAAUCUUGUAUUUAUGAGACUUAAGUCCAGUCUAAAGGGAUCAGAGCAGGUAUGGUUCUCAGCAUCCGGCUGUUUUCAAGGAGCUGAAUGUCAGUGAGAUCCUCCCUGUGGGAUCUGCCAGCACUACCACGGGGCAGCCGCUGUGGACUGCAGCCUGCAGGUGACACCCGCUGGCCUUUUCCAUACUUCCCAUGGAGAAGAUGCAGGAAUUCAGGGGAACGGUACCCUAGAGUAGGCUGCUGGCUCAGCGCUACAGGGGGAGCCAUGAGGAGCACUGGUCACUGCUUUUACAGACUCAGUCCACAGUGAGACACUACAAGACAAAAAGGGAGCAGAAGAGUCUGUGCAUUAAAAAAAAGUACACAUAUAAGACUUACACGUGCCAAGGACAUGUUAUGUGUCCAGCUACUCCGUCAUUUGUUCAUAGCAAGGACUAACUCCAUACCUAACUGCUUCCGAGCCGUGAUGCCAAAGCACAGCAGUAAAAUAAAACAGCCAUUCAGUUUCUAAAGCACACGCUGAUGGCGUCUUUGGGUAAGUGGAAAGGGAAAUGUGUAUAUUUGUGUUAGAACUGGAAAGAUAGUUGUUUCUUUUGGUGGAAAUAAAUAUCUGUAUUUAUGUCUAGAUACCAUUUAAUUUAUUUUAUCACUGAAUAAUCGGUCUCAAUUAUAAUCAUUGGUUUCCUGAAUCUAUCCUAAGUAUCCCUAGACCUAAGUAGGCAAUUUAACUAGUCUGUACUGUACCCUUAAUUCCUACUAGUGGAAGCAGGAGACGAACAAGUCACAAGAAGGGGCUGCUGAGGCUUGGAAUCAUCCUACCCAACUGCAGGCAGCUAAGCGUGAGCUCCUUCGUUGUGAGCUGACUCUAAACCAGCGGUGAGUGAGAAUCACCUCAAGAGAAAUUCGGCUCACUGACAACUGAGUAGCCCUCUGGAGAUGCCACGGUCUCUCCACUAAGGAUGGGGACUACUCAGUGUGUUUCAAAUUACUUGAAUUACUUGUAUUACACAGGAUGAAUCUGAACGUGGCCUGUAAUCUCUGAGCCUUCAUCAGCCCUGCAGUGAUGUUCGUGACUAUCGCGUUCAGGUUUUGGUCAGUCCAGCGAAAAGAUUAGAAAAAGAAGUAGUCCUAAAUUAAAGCCUUUAUUUUUGGGAAAAAAAGCUAAUAAUCUUGAUAUUCAGAAUCACUUCUGCCAGUUUAACUUAGUGGGACAGAAAAUUUGCUAAGUAGAAGUGUAACGGCAGUGAUCUUGUAGCCUUUACUCAAGUAAAUUCCUACUGAAGUUGGAAAAAGUUCUUUUUUGAGUAAGGACUGAGUUGACUGAGCUGUGUAUUUUACUGUGCCGUCUCAGUGUGCAAUACGGAUAUGGAAAAGAUGUAGGUCUUUAUUAUACUGAAAUACGGACGAGCCGCGUAUCUGAGAAUUUAUCAUAUGUAACCUACUACUUUGUGUUUUAAUAUUUAGCAUCUUUAUGAAAAAUGUUUUUAGAAUCCUACUGUUUACAUUUUCUCAGGCUUUUACGUAUAUCAUGUAAUAAUGACCGUUGGAAAUAAAGGAGCCUGACAGUGGACUUGUUCACCUCCGUAAUCCAGAUUUUCAUAAAAGUCUCAUGUAAGUGCCAUGAUAGCCAAAAAAAACCAACCCGGAAAACCCACUUCCAUGGUAUUUCUGUAUCUAAUAUGGCUGUUGAUGCGAAUAGGACGUUCCAUAAAGUGAGGGGGAAAACAUAUUGAAAGAACAUUUUUGAACUUGUCUGGAAGGAGAGUGUGGAAUUGUCAGGGUGAGUAAAAUCUUAAAGAGAUAACGAACAGUUCUUGUUUAUUCAGUGUUUUAAUUCAAAAAUGUUAUAAAUGUUUGUUUCAUUCCUUCUGUGUCAAAUCUGCCCAGAAUAAAGUUGCUCUUGAAGAAAUA
This is a messenger RNA of Chroicocephalus ridibundus (black-headed gull), 5834 nucleotides long. It is a transcript of the gene CILK1, whose product is annotated as ciliogenesis associated kinase 1. Gene Ontology annotation, molecular function: protein serine/threonine kinase activity; ATP binding. Bases 486 to 2354 code for a protein of 622 amino acids. Gene Ontology annotation, biological process: intraciliary transport; cilium assembly; intracellular signal transduction. Gene Ontology annotation, cellular component: nucleus; cytoplasm; cilium. The transcript is spliced from 15 exons. Lineage: Eukaryota; Metazoa; Chordata; Aves; Charadriiformes; Laridae. The record is from RefSeq and is a predicted model, not a curated record.